This is a messenger RNA of Spea bombifrons (plains spadefoot toad), 1949 nucleotides long. It is a transcript of the gene SRF, whose product is annotated as serum response factor. The record is from RefSeq and is a predicted model, not a curated record. Gene Ontology annotation, biological process: positive regulation of transcription by RNA polymerase II. Lineage: Eukaryota; Metazoa; Chordata; Amphibia; Anura; Pelobatidae. The transcript has 7 exons. Gene Ontology annotation, molecular function: serum response element binding; protein dimerization activity; DNA-binding transcription factor activity, RNA polymerase II-specific. Bases 113 to 1522 code for a protein of 469 amino acids.
UAGAGUGAGGGGGCAGAUUCGGGGGCACCCUAUGGCCGUGCGGUACUGAGCCGGGGUAGAGAGCGCGCAGGGCCGCCUUUAGUGUCAGUCAGAGGCUCAGGGGCUUGGGCUGAUGUUGCCGAGUCAGGCCGGGGCUUCCCCGGGAAACGGCUCCUCGCUGGGUCGCAGCUCCGGGCUCGGCUUACCCCGCAGAGCUGGUAACGGAGCGUCUCCUAGUCGGGGCCGAGCUCCGGCUCCGGGCGGGAUGGGCCCCCGGUAUGAAGUGGUCCCCGGUCAGGCCAUGUACAGCGGCAGCGAAGCCACCUCUGACUCCGGGGAUGACGACGAUCCGCCCGCCGUAUCCCGCGGCGUGAAACGCAGCCUAACCGAGCUAGACCUGGGAGUCCCGGAGACCGGCGUGCCGGGGCCCGGUGCAUAUACCGGGGCCACCGGGGCAGUGUCUGGGGCCAAACCCGGCAAGAAAACCCGGGGCAGAGUCAAGAUCAAGAUGGAGUUUAUCGAUAACAAGCUCCGGAGGUACACGACGUUCAGCAAGCGGAAGACCGGCAUCAUGAAGAAGGCCUACGAACUGUCCACGCUGACCGGGACGCAGGUGCUUCUGCUGGUUGCCAGUGAAACGGGCCACGUCUACACGUUCGCCACGCGGAAGCUGCAGCCGAUGAUAACCAGCGAGACGGGGAAGGCGCUGAUCCAGACCUGUCUGAACUCCCCGGACUCCCCGCCACGCUCCGACCCGUCCACCGACCAGCGCAUGAGCGCCACGGGCUUCGAGGAGACCGACCUCACCUACCAAGUGUCCGAGUCUGACAGCAGCGGAGAGACCAAGGACUCUCUGAAGCCGGCGUUUACCGUGGCCAACCUUCCUGGCACGUCCAGCAUUCAGACGGCCCCCACCACGUCCACGUCCAUGCAGGUCAGCAGUGGCCAGUCCUUCCCCAUCACCAACUACUUGGCCCCCGUGAGCAGCGCCAACGGAACCGUCCUGAAAACAGAAGGCAGCGCCAUGAGCUCCGGGGGAUUGAUGCAGCUGCCCACGGGCUUCACGCUCAUGUCCGGGGGGGCCAUGGCACAGCAAGUCCAAGCCAUUCAGGUGCAUCCGGCCGCGCAGGCGUCCCCGUCCAGCGACAGCAGCGCGGAGCUGGUGCAGACGUCGUCCGGUGGGACAGUGACGCUGCCCACGGCCAUCAUGACCUCGUCGGUGCCGACCACGGUGAGCGGCCACAUGAUGUACCCCAGCCCCCACGCGGUGAUGUACGCUCCCACGCAGGGUCUGACCGACGGGAGCCUCGCCGUGCUCAACGCCUUCUCCUCCGCCCAGUCCAUGCAGGUGUCGCACUCCCAGGAGCAGGGGGGUGUCCAGCAGGUGUUUCUCACGGCGCCGCCCGGUACCGUCCAGAUCCCCGUGUCUGCCGUACAGCUCCAUCAGAUGGCGGUGAUCGGCCAGCAGUCCGGCGGGAGCAGUAACCUAACAGAGCUGCAGGUGGUUAAUCUGGACUCUGCACACAACAGUAAAAGUGACUGACGUGGAGCGGCCGCCCAGCAGAGGAAGCCCGCGCUUUGCAGACUCUGACACUUAUUUAUUGUUGCCUUUUUCACUAUUUUUUUUUCUUCAAACCUCUUGGUUUUUACCAUUUCUGAGAACGGCGAAGAACGCGGCUUUAUUACCCCCGGCUCGGUAUUGUGGCCCCAGGCAGGGGCCGUUCUGCUGAAGUAAAAGAUUAAGGGGUAUGUGCUGGGGGUAAGAACGGGGUAUCGCAUGCACUGAAGUAGUCUGUACCGGUUCCUCGCACCCUGCGGCGGUCUGGCGUUACCUGCGUGUGCCACGGAGGAGUUACCCACUCUGUUACCCCGCGGCGGGGGCAGUUGAUGGCCGCAGCGGGGCGGAUCUGCCUCCCAGAGAAGAAGCCUUUAUUUUUCUAAAUGUUUUUUUUUUCUUCAGUAUUUUUGUG